Messenger RNA from Emiliania huxleyi CCMP1516, 963 nucleotides. RefSeq lists its product as hypothetical. The transcript is spliced from 4 exons. The record is from RefSeq and is a predicted model, not a curated record. Lineage: Eukaryota; Haptophyta; Isochrysidales; Noelaerhabdaceae. Gene Ontology annotation, molecular function: nucleotidyltransferase activity. Bases 1 to 963 code for a protein of 320 amino acids.
AUGCAGUUCGAAAAGAUCCGCGUUUUCCACGGCCGUGAUUGUGCGUGCCUUGUUGAGAUCGCUGCAACUUCCACACCUAAUCUUUGCCGUGAAAGUUUUGGCAAGAUUGAUAUCUCGACAACCUCUUCGGUGGAUUUGGAGCUGACGGCCCAAGAGAAGCAUGGCGAGCGCUCGUUUGUCCCUCCCUCCAUCACGAGCUUCUCCUCUGCCAUCUGCCACUAUCGACGAGGAUUCGAGCUCCUCGAGUACGGCGCCCGAAAAAAGGGCACGGACACAGAGUGGUCUGACAUUGAUGUCGUCGUCGUGGGCAGCUCGGAGGAACGGGAGACACUGCAGCGGUUCCGGAACCUCGUGUUCAACAAGGAAGCGGAGCUCUUGCAACAACUCGGCAUCAGGCAAGUCAUCAUCAACGACGAGAAGCUGACUGCGCGCGUCCCUACGCUAAAGUUCAGUCUGACUACCAACCUUCACGCCGCGCUGCACGUGUGUGUCCUGCCGGCCCUCGCCGCCUCGAUCGACCUGCGCUCGUUUCACAUAGAGGUCUUGGUGCUAUGCUUUCUGCUUGAUAGCAGGGUAUGGCCGCGGAAGGCCUAUUCCGGAGAGAACGCAAGGGCACAACUGCUGCUCGACCUGGUCGAGUUCUACGCGACCAGGUUCCGGCCCAGAGAGCAUUACAUUCACCAUGAGCGGGGGACAACCAAGAUGUACUUCGUUCAACGGCAGGAGGGUCGCAUGGGUGAUCUGGUUAUGAGCAGCUUGCUGCCCGCGAGCGAUGCGGAAGGUGACGCAUUCUACGAUAGUCCCCGGGAUGGCGGCUGGGAACAGGUGAUCAAACCGUUCUUUCAGACGAUCUCUGACGGGAUUCGGAAUCAAAGCUGGUCCCCGGAACUUGAAGAGCUACUUGGUGUCGGCAGGCCCACGCGCUCAGAGCGGUUCCGGAACCGGCUUGGAGGAAAAGGAUAG